This is a messenger RNA of Fusarium fujikuroi IMI 58289, 726 nucleotides long. RefSeq lists its product as uncharacterized. The record is from RefSeq and is a predicted model, not a curated record. The transcript has 3 exons. Gene Ontology annotation, cellular component: nucleus. Gene Ontology annotation, molecular function: histone H4 acetyltransferase activity; protein N-terminal-serine acetyltransferase activity; histone H2A acetyltransferase activity. The coding region runs from base 1 to 726 and encodes 241 amino acids. Lineage: Eukaryota; Fungi; Ascomycota; Sordariomycetes; Hypocreales; Nectriaceae.
AUGACAGAUACGAAUGGCACGAGAGAACCAAGGAGAUUGGUUGGAAGAAGACGACAACGACCCGAAAACCCCAUUGAGACGGCCAACAAGGUCGAAGAUGAUGAGUUUCUGACACAAUAUAUGAAGCCAAGCCAAAGUUGGUCAGAAUGGAAACACCCACAAGAUGAAGCAACCUAUUCCAUGAGCCUCAUACGUCCUACCUGCAUGAGCAAUGGAGAUCUGGAGGCAUGUUAUAGUUUGGUAGAAGAAACAAGCGGCCAAGAUUAUCGCACUUCGUCUCUCGGUUGGCAUCCGGCCACUAAGAAGAAGGAGAUGCGGUCCCCGGACCUUCGUUACAUCCUUGUGAAAGACAGCAAGGACAACAUAAAAGGGUUUACAUCUUUUAUGCCGACGUUCGAGAACCAUGAGCCGGUCGUUUACUGCUAUGAGAUACAUCUGAAGCCAGAGUUACAAGGAACAGGUCUCGGCAAGAAGCUCAUGGGCUACUUCACGGACGUCGCGGAGAACAUACCUUCAGUUGAAAAGGCCAUGCUCACGUGUUUUGUCAGCAACAAAUCUGCCCUCAAGUUCUACGAGAAGCUAGGAUUCUCAAAAGACGAUUACUCACCGGGGGCGCGAAAACUGCGAGGAGAAAAGGUGGUGAUACCCGAUUAUGUGAUACUCAGUCGACAAACAACCUCUAAGAGAGUCGAGGCUUCGCGGGCGCACGAGCCUGGACUUCGAUGA